This is a messenger RNA of Medioppia subpectinata, 449 nucleotides long. The record is from the annotation of a GenBank genome assembly. NCBI's taxonomy places the organism in Eukaryota, Metazoa, Arthropoda, Arachnida, Sarcoptiformes, Oppiidae.
GACAUUCUGUAGGAGUUAUUGCAGCACAAUCUAUUGGAGAACCAAGUACUCAAAUGACCUUGAAUACUUUUCAUUUAGCAGGGGUUGGAGGGAAAAAUGUCACAUUAGGAAUUCCUAGGUUAAGGGAAAUAGUUUUGGUGGCAAGCAAGUCGAUUAAAACCCCGAUCAUUACGGUUCCAAUUAUCUGGGAAACUCUAAGUGAAAAAGAAUGCUUUGCAAGUAUAGAUUUGGGUCAUUCAAAGAAUGUAAACAAUGUCUGGGAAACUUCAUGCACUCUUACUACUCUAGAAAAUGCUUUUAGGAAAAUAACUCUUUUGGAAUGCUUGGAAAAGAUUUCUGUUGAAGAACAAACUGUUGUUCGAAAAGGGGAAUUCAAAAAGCACAUAUCCAUUACGUUUAAACUACGAGAGUUACACAACGAAUGUGCAAAACAAAACUGGGAAAAGAAA